This is a messenger RNA of Mytilus trossulus (common blue mussel), 3339 nucleotides long. RefSeq lists its product as uncharacterized. The transcript has 11 exons. The coding region runs from base 341 to 2998 and encodes 885 amino acids. NCBI's taxonomy places the organism in Eukaryota, Metazoa, Mollusca, Bivalvia, Mytilida, Mytilidae. The record is from RefSeq and is a predicted model, not a curated record.
UGGAAAGAUUCGUAAAAGGUCAUUAGAAAGUACAAUUAUUCAGGAAAGGAACAAAUGCAUAGCCAGCAUUUCUUCAAGAACGAAUGGAACUGGUAAUCAGUGUGCAUGGCCUGGUUAUGACAGACAAUCAACAUAUACCUCCAACCAAAUAAGAGGUGGAGAGACAAAAACAGAUGAAAGAAAAGAUAUUAUUCAAAGGAAAGAGGAAUGCCGUUCAUGCAGACAAAAAAUCAUCAGAAAUUGGAAAAAUGUGAAGAAGUAUGUAUACCCUGUUGCCUUGUUAGAACAACUUUGUAAAAGAAGGUUACUUAAACGGGAAAACUUUGAGGAUCUUAACUGGAUGGAUAGGUCCCUAGCACUAGACAAAGUCUUAACAUCGUGUUAUCGGAACAUUUUCACAAAGAAACAAUUUGACAUAUUGAAAGCAGCUGUACAAGAUGUAAAUUCUGGUGCUAAUAUUGAAUGGGAUGCCAGCAUUGAUGACACCUCUACAGUGCCUUAUGAAGAUAUCAACAUACCUGAAUAUGUUGUAUCAUCAAACGAUGGAUUCAAACGAACGUUAACACGAACUGUAAAGGGAAAGGUCGCAAUCGACAUCAAGGAUGAUUUUCUCGUUCACUCAAUUAUAACAAUUGAUGAACAUGAAAAAGUAUCCAACGAUCUUAGAGAACGUACAGUGUCUGAUACUUUUAUACAGUUGAUUUUCGACAAAUCUAAUACGCGUGCAUUCGAUUGUUUGGCACAUAGUUUACAACAAUUCAACGAGAAACAGAAAAUAAAGCAAAGUAAUAUAAAGUCUUUAGUGGAUAUGUUACUUGGAACAAGCAAACAAUCAGACUUAUCAAGUACAAGAAGCUCAAUAGAAAUGAUACAGUGCAGCUUUAAUCAAACAAUAGAAGCAUCUGCUGAUCUUAUGAUAAAACUGAACCUUACCAAUGACGAUCAGCAAGACCAGUCUACUUUCAAUGAUAAAGUGGUACAAAAUGUUGAAAACAUAACUCUAGACUUGAUGCAAGUUCUUCGCAGUUAUCCAACAGGAGCAGACAAAGGAUCUGUUAUCAUAUAUUUGAAAUCACUAGAAAAUGAUCUUGCAAAAAGACUUCAGCGAAGUCUUAUCGAUGGCAGUUUCGUUGAAUUUUUGGACAACUUGUUCAAUGAUAAGGCAAUAAAAACAUCAUUGUCCAAAGGAGAUUACAAGUUAGAAGUUACAAUAGAGCCUUACGAAGGAUCAGUAUUCCAAGAUGAAUCUGAAUGUUUGACUGAAAAUGAAAAACGUCCAUCGCCAAACCUGAUAUCUGUUAACAGAACCUUUUUGAUCGACCAGAUUAAUGUUAUUGCAUUAUUGGAAGCUUUUGGCAGUACCAGCACAGAGACUUUUACGAAAUUUGAAAAGGCUGGAAUUUAUAAAGCAACUGAAAUUACACAGCAGUCGGAGAUUUUUCUUGAUGUUGUUGAGAAAGAAGGGCUUCAAGAGACAUUUUGUAAUAUUCUGCAGGAAAAAAAAAUGACAUAUGUUCUUAACAGACUUCAAACGUAUCAGAAAGUGUGUUCUGCAGAUUAUACCAAUUUGCGGAAAAAAAUUAUACACAAUUUUGAAAAACUGGUAAAUACUUUAGACAUCGAUGACAUGAGGGAGACAUUCGUUGAAAGGAAAGUAUUUGAUAUCCCUACGUUUGAUAGAUUGGAAGAGCAAUUUGCAGACAACAGGGAACAAGCAACAGCAGCACUUCUGAUCAAAAUAUUAAAAGCAGGGCAUGAAGCAGUAGUGACUUUGGUAGAUGUUUUAUACAUAAACGCCAUUGAUUCAUUGGCUAAUGAUUUACUUGAACCGCUACCAGAGACAACUGUUUAUAAAGAAGAUUCAGGUAUGGAACUAGACAAAUCUGAAGGCUUGUUGUUUGAGGGAACUUUUCGAGUAUUAGUAGAAAAGGAUGAAUCUGAUAUAGAAAAGAUGGAAGUAGGAGAAACUUGUUCAAAACAGCUAAACUAUGAGGAAAUUUAUCCAAAAAGAGAUAUAUCCACGACAAAACACGAUGACAGAUUAUUGGUUCAACAAGAGUAUAAGCGAUUCCUAAAAGACACAAAGAAAAAAGACAUAGAACUUUUAGAAGAUAUUUUCGAUCCGCAAAUUCAGAAGGAAAGAGAAAACUUUUAUCGCCACUCUACAGUUGUAAUUGAUCUUGGCAAAGAAGCAUUAAUGUUGUUGUUAAAAUAUGAACUUUCCAAAAGCGGUGUGAAAUUUUUAGAUUUUCUGGCUGAUAACCGACAUAAUUUGUAUCACUGUGUUUAUACAACUUGCUGUCGAUGUCGAUAUAACAAACCAAAAACAAAGAAAGGCUUUUCACUAUCUGUCGAGAAUUUGGAAACCAUACUUGAUAAUACAGGUCUGAAAUUAGAAACGCAUCGACAUGGAAACUUUCCACAGUUAUGUUGUAGUCCUAUCAAAAAUGAAUUAACAAUUGAUCAACUUGACUACGUGCUACUGAGAGAUUUGUUGGGAAGUCUUCAAUUGCAAUCUAAUGUUCAACAAGCUGUUGAUAAUAUUGAAACGUGCAGAAAUGAGUCGUUUUUCAAGGCAGAUGUUGCACGACUGGAUUAUGUACAGUAUCUAGAGCUUAAAAGAGAAAUUCAAGAUGCUAUCCUAACCGUGUGUCGUUAUUGCAACACAGAAGACGAAAUGACGAAAAAGCUGAAAGAUUUUAUGUUGAAGCCGAUGGAUAUGACUUCCUUGUAUAGGCGACAAAAGAAAAUCCUUGAUGCAGUAGAAGAGAUAACGGAUAAAAAGACAAGAAAUCUUGUAGAAGACAAGGUGGGAGUGGUUGAAUUUCAAUCAUCAAUUUCAGAAGAAGAGUGCAAACAACUUUGUGGAACAUUUUUCGAACAAAAAAAAGAUGAAUUAGUUUCUUUUCAGGCUGAAUUAGACAAAAGUCGUAAUUUGGGUAAACGCUACUUCCAUCGUAGAACCAAUAGAGGCUCUAAACAAUCAACUCAAACAUAGGAGAGCAGACAUUUUGAUGUUGAUUGUUUACUAUUUGUGUAAAAAGCUUUGCAAAUGUCUUACAACAAUUCUGUUCUUUAAAAUAAUCUUCGAAUUUUCUGUACAAUAUUACUAUUUGAUAAAUGCAGUUAAUGAAAUUGAACGAUGUCUGUUUGAAAGCACUUAAAUAAAUUCAAGUGUCGAUUAUUAACAUUGUAAAGUAUUGUGGCCUUAUUACACUGAAUCUUAAAUGUAUAAAUGAAAACUCAAAUGUGUAUCCAAUUUUGGUUACAAAAUUUGCAGACUGUAUGAUGAUUUAAAAACUCAAUAGAGAUAUUACUACUGUAAAUAAAGCUUACGAA